Kluyveromyces lactis is the source of this 1164-nucleotide messenger RNA. RefSeq names its product TOM complex pore protein TOM40 (gene TOM40). Gene Ontology annotation, biological process: protein import into mitochondrial matrix. NCBI's taxonomy places the organism in Eukaryota, Fungi, Ascomycota, Saccharomycetes, Saccharomycetales, Saccharomycetaceae. The transcript has a single exon. Gene Ontology annotation, cellular component: mitochondrial outer membrane; mitochondrial outer membrane translocase complex. Gene Ontology annotation, molecular function: transmembrane protein transporter activity. Bases 1 to 1164 code for a protein of 387 amino acids. The record is from RefSeq and is a predicted model, not a curated record.
AUGUCUAAUUCUCCAGUACCUCUAGGUGAUUUUUCAAAGAUCUCUACUCUGCCAGGUAUUUCACCAAUUACCCCAGAACAAAGAGGUGAAUCUUUCUGGUCUUCCAACCCAAUCUCAUCAUAUUUGAUCGAUACUUAUAACAACAUCCAUGCUCAUAGAAAAACUCUUUCGUUGGUGAAUCCUGGUACCGUUGAAAACUUGAACAAAGAAGUUUCUCGUGAUGUUUUCUUGACACAAUAUUUCUUCACCGGUUUGAGAGCCGAUUUGAACAAGACUUUUGCCUUCAACCCAGCUUUCCAAACCUCUCAUACUUUCUCCAUGGGCUCUGAAUCUUUGCCAAACUAUGCCUUCAGUGCUUUGUUUGCUAACGAUAACUUGUUCAUGCAAGGUAAUGUUGAUAACCAAAUGUCUUUGUCCGGUAGACUGCAAUACGGUUGGGAUAAGAACAAUGUCACCAAGGUCACGUUACAAAUCUCUGAAGGUCAGCCAACAAUGUGCCAAUUGGAACAAGAUUACCAGGCUUCUGAUUUCUCUUUGAAUUUCAAGACUUUGAAUCCUUCUGCUGCAAGUGACGGUAGCUUCACUGGUGUUGCUGUUGGUUCUAUUCUACAGUCCAUUACUCCCCAAUUGGCUAUUGGUUUGGAAGCUAUUUAUUCUAAGGGUCAAGCUAUGUCCCCAGCUGACGCCGCUGUGUCCUAUAUGACACGUUUCGUUUCUGCUAAGCAGGACUGGAUCUUCUCCGGUCAAUUGCAAGCUAAUGGUGCUGCUGUCGCCUCUUUCUGGAGAAAGGUGUCUCCAAACAUGGAAGCUGGUCUAGAAACUUCUCUACAAGCCUCCAUGUUGCCAAUCAUGGACCCAGUUAUCGGCCAACCUAUUGGGUUCCAACCAGCCAUUGAAGGUGCUACCACUUUAGGUUGUAAGUACGAAUACAGACAAUCUGUGUUCCGUGGUUCCAUUGAUUCAAACGGUAAGGUCGGCUGUUUCUUGGAAAGAAAAAUCUUACCAACAUUAUCCGUUCUAUUCUGUGGUGAAAUCGACCAUUUCAAGAAUGAAAGCAAGCUUGGUGCCGGUUUACAAUUUGAAACUGCCGGUAGCGAAGAACUAUUAAUGAUGCAACAAGGUCUAGAUAUUAAUGGUAACCCUCUACAAGCUCCACCAGCUUAA